CGUUCCCCUAUCAACCCCUUUCAGUGGUACCGCUUCCUUCGCAGAAGGCGUACCUCCGCAUUCCGUCCGCGGUCGUCUGUAUUUUUCUACUUUGCCAGGGGCAACGCAAUAUCUCGACAAACCGGGACCCGAACUUCCGAUCCCCGUGAAAUUCUCGAGUUGCCCGAUCCGCUUAAAACGAGUUCUAUCAAACUUUUACGGACGAGGAAACAUCCGCCUGUCCGGGAUUUCUGUCUAUUCGUAUUUGUAUCGCGUGUUCUAUUUAAGUCGUGUGGUGUGGCAAUUCAUUUUCAAUUCUUUUCACCACAGUGUUUGCCUUUACUCUUGUCAAGCACGGUGUUACGUUUGAAAAUAUUGUACAGUGCGUGGGAGAAGUGUCACGAUGUUCGGAACAUAACGAUUGGAACCAAUUUUAAUUGAGAUGCGAUUAAGAUGUUCCGUUCGGAUACCCCUCACAGUCGUCCUGCUUUAACGUGGUUAUGGUGGAACGAGAGAAAAGGAAGAAGAAUGCAGCAACACGGUAGAGGAGGCUAGAUGAGCCCCAAUUUCCAAAAGAGUAUAUGUACAAAUCCAGAGGAAGAAGAAGAAGAACCACGAAAUUAUUCUACUACAUUUGGAAUAAGAAACGGAAGUGGAAAAGUUCGCGGUCCGCAGUUGGCCCGCCACAUUGGCGGCAUGGUCCUUUGGGCCACCAUACUAUUCCUACAGGGAGCUGGUUUCGUAGGCUCGGUGACGGGCAUACCCGGUGUACCGGAGAACAUAACGGUGAUGUUCCUGAACCCGACUUCUGUACGCGUUUCCUGGAGCACCAGCCAGGUCGAGCAAGUCGAGAAAUACGAUGUCACGUACAAGCCGACCGAUGCCAGGAAAUACAACGACAGUUACAGGGUGGUGGCGGUGGUCGCUGGGAACAGCGAAGCGGUCACUCUGAGCGGUUUACGGGCCGACACGCAAUAUCAGCUCGUGGUCACUGCCGUCAGGGCUGGGAAAAAGUUUCGAAGUCGACCCAUUGUCUUCCGUACUCUCGAGCCACCACGAACAUCCCCUCAACAGGAUGCAGCGGUAACCGGCGGCCCUCUUCCACCACCUCCGCCCUCUUCUCAACAGCCACAGCCCUAUAUACAAGUCCGUGGCGUGGAGGUGGGCAUAGUGGUACUGGUGUUGAUCUUCUGGGCAGGUGCCAUAGCUCUCUUCUUCAACCGCUGGGGAAAAAUUCGAAUGCUGCUGCCGUAUCAGCCAGACUACAAGGAACAAUUAAAGGUUCCUGGCACCGGUGUCUGCGCCACGGCCAACGUCGCGUACCCGCAACAUCCUAAUCAGCACACAUGCUCUCAGCAUCUGCACUGGUCGAGCCAUCACGUCGACUCGAUGGACAGCGGGGGUGGUCUGGGAUGGGCGAGGACCUCGAGGCCGAGGGUGAACAGCGCCAUAGACGUGGCCGGGUUCCUCUCCCAGGAAUUCUUGCGGAGGCACGGCUCGACAUCGAAAUUGUGUCGAAAGGUUCGCAGUGCAGACAAUUUGCCGUUGGUGUCGACGAAUCGACAGCAACAGGAUCAGAGAAGCUCAAAGGACGAGGGGAUCGAUGGGGACAAGGAGUUCUUUCUGAAACCCACUCAAGAAGAGAAAUGCGAGGAUUCAGAUUCGAAGAGACAGAGCAGUGUAGAAAGUGGCCCGAAGGAAGGUUUAGACGGUUCGUUGCUCGAGCCGAAUCAACAGACACAGUCUUCUAGAGAAUCCCCGGUGAUACCCUCGUCGUCCUCGUUCGUUGGACGCCGUUUCGGUGGAUGGCGAGCUACCACCACUGGGAGUCAUGAAUACGUUCGAUGCCCUAUACGGCAACCAGCUUCCAUGGACGAGCGGUGUUACCGUCGGCCCUGUGAUACGGAAACCCGGCAGUCGCGUUAUCACCAUCACCACAGACGCAGCGGCGGUGGGAUCGUCGAUCGGCACUCGAAGAGCUGCGAUUACGCGAAACGGACCUCCGAGUCUAGUAUCGAGGUGCAGCAUUUCGGUCUGCCUAUUCUUAGCGUCAGCGAGCCGAGCCCGCCCGAUGAAAACGACCGCGUCGACGAUUAUUUGUAGGACUUGCUUGCCGAGGACUUCCUCAAGGAGCUCCUCGUGUAACAACCAAGUAGAGAUACUUAACGAACUCGCUUCGCGAGUCGAUGUGUCAGUUUGAUGAGAAAUAAGACGGGAUGAAACGCGAAACAUCUCAGCAAUUCGUUAUUCUUCAUUCUUGUUAAAUCCUGCUUUCGUUAAAUAAUAUUUUUUAAAUGAACAUUUCUGAUAGCCUCGUUCACUCGAACAAUAUUUUUAUCUAGAAAUUCAAAAGAAUCUGUAAUUUAACUUUAAUUUUUGCAUCGUGUACCAUUCAAUUACGCGAAACGUUCCGUAAAAUAACAGAAAUAUUUUUUAACCAUUCUUCUCGUUCGUUUGUUUUAUCAAUUGCUUACUUAGGCAGACGCUCGGAGCAUGUGCUACUGGAGGGAGCGUUACAGGUGUGUAGACAGGGUAGAAAUGUUUAUUUAGCUAUGUGUGCAGUACCACUCUCUUUCUCUCUCUCACGCACACACAGUAUGGUAUUGGUUACGACAUCCUUUUCUUACUUAUUAGUAAGCCAUUUAAAAGAAUCAAUUUGAAGGAGAGAGGCCAACGUAUAAACUAUGUAUCUCUCUUUUUACUGCUUUGUCUCUAUACUUGGAAGCUACAUACGUGGAAGCUGCCUCGAGUAGUACAUGACCUAACUAAUAAGGGAAGACGUAAUAGUAAAGCGAAGAGAGCGACCAACUUAUAAAUCUAUAAACAUGAGGACAUAUCCUGCAUAGACACUAUCUAUAUAUACGCAUUCUAUUCCUAAUUGAAAUUCGGUGGUCAAAUAUACCUUCUAUCAUUAAGAUUAACCACCUUCGAUAAUAGACAUACAUAUACCACACUCCAUUAUUGAAUUUUCUUCAUAGCAUAAGUUUUUUUAAUCGGUGCUCAAACCGGAGAUCGACCAGAGUCAAUAUAUAUGUAUAUAUAUAUGAUAUAUAUAUACAUUAAUUCUUAUGGAUUUUGUUAAAUUAAACGAUCCAUAAUCGAUAAAUACAUCUAAAUAUUAUAUGGUAAAUCGUUCGUCUUUCCGUUUAGAAAAUAAUAAGGCAACGACUUAGUAACUCUUUCAAGCACCAAAACCUCUUCAAUUUUUCUUUUAUCAAGACUGAUAAUUAUAAACGCUGAUCCUUGCUUUGACACUGGCGCUGGUUUCAAGCUAGUAUUUAGUAUUCCAAACAUUUACAGCUUUCUAUUUCAAUUCUCUCCUUCUUAAUGCGUCAGGCAUCAACGAAUAAUCGAAGGAAAAAGAUUGACAAUUAUUUGAUCGUCUAACUAUUGUUAAUAUCAUCACCAUUCGAUAACAAUAGAUAUUGUAAAAUAUGUGCGACAGAUUCAAGUGUCUGCUAGACCCGAUCCGUGCAUCGAAAACCAGGAGCUUAUUAAUUAUUACUUACAAAUUUAAGUACACUUUUCUUAUUACUGUCACACAGCCGGACCCGUGUAAAGUAUUCGGACCAAUCAGUAGACGAUACUUGAUAAGAAAGGGGCCAUUAUUUCCUCCUAACGUUCAAUUUUAGCAACAAUUAAAAUAAUUAACGACGUAAGAAUACUUAAUAUUUUCGCACACAAAUAGAAGACAUACACAUGUUCUUUGAUUCCCGUUUAAAUCGAUUUUCAGCAGAGCAUUAAUUCUGAUAAUUACGUUUGCUUCCUUCAGCAGAAUUAUUUCGAUUAAUUCAUUCGAAAAUAUUCUCUUGAACGGAUUAAACGUCCGGUACAAGAACAGCUCUUGCCAUUAAUUAUUUGUUCAAAGACACGUAGAAAACAAUGUAAAAUAUCAAAGAAAUUUGGGGACCAAGUAGCAGCUAGUCGUGCGGAGGUAGAAUCAAACAACAAAGCAGUUUCGUUUCUAUUUUAAUCAGCAAUUAAAUUUUCAUUACCACGAUUGUACUUUGAAUUCGUAAUAACGAACGGACAAGCAUGACUAGUUAAAAUGAGAAUAACGUAUUGUUCGCUUCCGAUUAUAAUUAUUUAUAGGAAGCGAGCUACGGAUACUGUCGCACGUAUUGGUAUCAAUCGGACCUAAAUGUAGAUUAUACGACGUAUUAUUGUACACUUACCUACAUACAUAUCUAUAGAAAAACGAUACAUUACGACCGUCUAUGAACGGCAAAUCGAUACCACCGUACCCGUAACUGUUUUACGAUUUCUCGAUUAUUCUUUCGCUCAAUUACACCCUUCCUAAUAUAACUUGUAAAUAUCCUCCGUUUACCUUCGAAUCGGAACCUGAAGACGAACCGUUCUUAUUUUAAUAUUGGAUAGACUUCGAUCGAUUGGCUUAAUUCUUUGCUCGAUAGAAAAUAAUAUGAUAAAAGGGCGAUGCAUAAAAAGUAAUAAGUCGCAGGAUAAGAUCUUAAAGAAAGUAGUUUGUUCUUUACUUCGAACCGAGGGAGCUAUCGAAUAAAAAAUUAAGUACGACUUGUAAAAAGUUCUUGAACCACCGACUAACAGUCAACGAAGACUUGCGUGUUACAUAUAUGUAUGUAUGUACUUAUAAAAUGUUAUUUAUCGGUAAGAAUAAUAUACAUAUUUCCUGUAAUCGUGACAUGCCUCCUGAGUAGCUACAGACGUAAUUAUCAAUGGGCUAAAUGAGAAAGAUUAUUUUUAUUCUCAAAUGAUGUACGGAACAUCUCAUCUGCGGACGAGUGCUUAAAUCGACUGGAAUCGACUAUUCUAAGAAGAGAGAAAACAGAACUCGUGCUGAAAUCCGUUCGCCGGUCGCAGUUAAAAUUAGUUAAAAAAAUUUACCAAUUAAUCGUCCUUGAUUAAUAAAGAAACAACGAAUACAAUGCAAUUAUAAUUGACUCGUUAUUACAAGUGGAACGUGAGAGCAGCGUGAGGUCUGUAUCGAUAAAAGGAAGAAGCAUCAAUUACCUCCAAACCUUUGAACAAUUAUAGCUUUAAAAGAAAGACCAAGUACAUGUUAAAGGAUUCCUAUUCUCUUAAAAAGAGUCGACCUUAAAAUCCCGAAUAAAACGAUUUUUGGAUGAGAGAAGAAUAUUUUAAAGUGACUAUUCACUGUAGCAAUCUCUGUAUAUAAAUAUAAUUAAUAAAUACAUAUAUAUGUAUAUAUAUGUAUCAAACUAAAUAUAUAUGUAUUUAAAUUAGAAUAUAUUCUCGAUCAUGUUGAUCUAGACGAUUGAUUCAAUUCAUUCAAGCUUGCACUGCGAGCUUCCUAUUUGUCGUUAUUAGCAUAAUGCACGUGGGAAAUCAGAAUGAAAUGAUCGAAUACACACGAGUCAUCGAUUAAUGAGAAAACAAGUGACAAUUUUCAUUCGGGAGGAAUCUGUAUCAAUGAAUCGAAAAACAAUUAAAAUCGACCUUUAAUUGUGUCCAAUGAUUUACAUACGUAUGUGUAAUAAUUGCAUGAAGAUGUACUAUAUAUGUUGUAUAUUACCGUUCGUUAAACGAAGGGAAAUAAUUGUUUAAACAUUACUAAAUGUGCAGAGAUCGAAGUUUGUAGUUACAAGUAAUAAUAAGAUAAGACUUUUGUUUACUUAUGAUUAAUUAUAGACGAGGUUUACAUAUAAUAAAAAAUGAUGAAGCUUUAACUCUUU
Messenger RNA from Ceratina calcarata, 5651 nucleotides. RefSeq lists its product as uncharacterized. The transcript has 12 exons. Gene Ontology annotation, molecular function: protein binding. The record is from RefSeq and is a predicted model, not a curated record. NCBI's taxonomy places the organism in Eukaryota, Metazoa, Arthropoda, Insecta, Hymenoptera, Apidae. Bases 535 to 2082 code for a protein of 515 amino acids.